UACUUUUCUAUCCAAAAAAUGGAAACUCAUCACAUUUCAAAAAGUCACUCCACCAAAAUGGCUCAUCAUGAAGAUGAACUCAAAAGAGUCACUUACCCACUCGAUCCCAACAGCUAUCAAAUCCUCAACGAAAUCGGUAGAGGAUGCAGCGCCGUGGUCUACAAGGCGUUAUGCACCACUACCUCCUCCGUUGUUGCCAUCAAGUCUAUUGACCUUGAUAAAUCAACCACCGACGAUUUUGAUAAUAUUCGUCGUGAAGCCAAAACAAUGUCUCUUUUAUCUCACCCGAAUAUCCUGAAAGCCCAUUGCUCUUUCACGGUGGGCCAACGUCUCUGGGUGGUCAUGCCUUUCAUGUCCGCGGGCUCACUCCAAUCCAUUAUUGCAUCUUGCUUUCCAAAUGGAAUUUCUGAGUCUUGUAUUUCGAUAGUUUUAAAAGAAACGUUAUUGGGCCUUUGUUAUCUUCAUGAUCAAGGCCAUCUUCACAGAGAUAUCAAGGCUGGCAAUAUAUUAAUGGACUCAAAUGGGUCAAUCAAGUUAGCAGAUUUUGGUGUUUCGGCAUCUAUUUAUGAAUCUAGUUCUCGUUGUCUUAUGUUUAACGAAAUCACUGGGACGCCUUAUUGGAUGGCACCAGAAGUUAUAAAUUCAUAUAAUGGAUAUAGCUACAAGGCUGAUAUAUGGUCAUUUGGAAUCACUGCACUUGAGUUAGCACAAGGGAGACCUCCAUUAUCCAACCUUCCAUUUUCGGAAUCUUUAGUGAUGAAGAUAACAAAAGGUUUACGCUUUUCAGAUUACCAAAAAGAGGAAGAGAAAGGGCGGCACAAGAGUAAUAUUCCCAAGUUGUCGAAAUAUUUCAAGGAGAUGAUUGGAUUGUGUCUAGAUCUUGAUCCUUUGAAACGCCCAACUGCGCAGAAAUUGUUGAAGCAUUAUUUCUUCAAGAAUUGUAAAGGGUGUGACUUUCUUGUGAAGAAUUUGCUUCAGGGGUUGCCUUCUGUUGAAGUCAGGUUCAAAAAACAUAAACUUCAAAGAAUUGCAUCAAUGACUAAAGAACAAAGGGAACAUGAUAUUGAAGACGAAGACGAAGAAAUUGAAGGUGGUAGUAGUUUGCAGAAACACAGGAGGAUUAGUGGAUGGAAUUUUAAUUUGGAUGCUAAUUGUGAUCAGUUAAAUCCUAUUUUUCCCAUUGGGGACACAACCAGUAGUAUAUCCAAGGAUCUUGAUCAAGGUUUACCAACGGAAAAAGGUACUAAGGACGAUGAUUUUGUGAAACAAAUUACAGUUGGGGGAGAGAGUUUGAUAUCUGGAAAAGAAGGAGAGUCUACAGAUGCAAGCAAAGCAAGUUCUCCUAGUGCGGUAAGUAGUGGAUGUGGUGGUGGUGAGCUUGAUAUCGGUGGGAUUGAUAGGGAAGUUGUUGUAGGGAGCUUGAAGACAUUGAAGAGGAGUUUGGAUGAUCAAAGAGAGAAAGUUAUGUAUAUGCUUGCUGUGGUUGGAGCCGAAGAGAGUGGUGGUGAUGGUGAUAAAGAGGAGAAGCUAAUGCAAGUGAUUGAGAAGCUAAGAUUGGAGUUAGAGAAUGAGAAGAGGAAAUCGUCUAGCUUAGAGUCGGAGUUGGAGUUUCUGAAGUUGCAUAUCACAAGUACUUCUGAUGUCUAAAUAAGGAUAUAUAGCAUAGCCACUUAAUUAUGUUUUUAAAUAAAAUGAUCGAUGUUUCAAUUUAUUAGUUGUAUGUGUCACAAAACUAAUAUAGAUCGGCUUUCUUGCUGUUGCUAA
This is a messenger RNA of Erigeron canadensis, 1764 nucleotides long. Its product is annotated as serine/threonine-protein kinase BLUS1. Gene Ontology annotation, molecular function: protein kinase activity; ATP binding; protein serine/threonine kinase activator activity. The record is from RefSeq and is a predicted model, not a curated record. The coding region runs from base 19 to 1647 and encodes 542 amino acids. Gene Ontology annotation, biological process: protein phosphorylation. The transcript has 2 exons. Lineage: Eukaryota; Viridiplantae; Streptophyta; Magnoliopsida; Asterales; Asteraceae.